Phaeoacremonium minimum UCRPA7 is the source of this 1014-nucleotide messenger RNA. Its product is annotated as putative camp-dependent protein kinase catalytic subunit protein. Gene Ontology annotation, molecular function: ATP binding; cAMP-dependent protein kinase activity. Gene Ontology annotation, biological process: peptidyl-serine phosphorylation. Gene Ontology annotation, cellular component: nucleus; cAMP-dependent protein kinase complex. The transcript is spliced from 4 exons. The coding region runs from base 1 to 1014 and encodes 337 amino acids. Lineage: Eukaryota; Fungi; Ascomycota; Sordariomycetes; Togniniales; Togniniaceae. The record is from RefSeq and is a predicted model, not a curated record.
AUGCCGCAACAACAGCAAUUCGCGCAACCCCCGCAAGAGCUCAGGGUCACGAAGGGCAAAUACUCUCUGGCGGACUUUGACAUAUUACGGACCCUCGGCACCGGUAGUUUCGGCCGAGUCCACCUAGUCCAGUCGAAACAUAACCAGCGGUUCUAUGCUGUGAAGGUACUGAAGAAGGCGCAAGUCGUUAAAAUGAAGCAAGUUGAACACACGAAUGAUGAGAGAAAAAUGCUGGGAGAGGUCAAGCACCCCUUUCUGAUCACGCUGUGGGGAACCUUUCAAGACUCAAGAAAUCUCUACAUGGUAAUGGAUUUCGUGGAGGGCGGCGAGCUGUUCUCGUUGCUGAGAAAGUCUGGUCGCUUCCCCAAUCCCGUUGCCAAAUUCUAUGCUGCUGAAGUGACCCUCGCCCUCGAGUACCUUCACUCGCGAAACAUCAUUUACAGGGACCUCAAGCCAGAGAAUCUGCUCCUUGAUCGCCACGGACACCUGAAGAUAACGGACUUCGGGUUCGCGAAACGGGUGCCAGACAAGACAUGGACGCUUUGCGGCACUCCCGACUAUCUAGCUCCAGAAGUUGUUUCCAACAAGGGUUACAACAAGUCCGUUGACUGGUGGUCAUUAGGCAUUCUAAUCUAUGAAAUGCUGUGUGGAUAUACCCCUUUCUGGGACAGUGGAUCUCCAAUGAAGAUCUACGAGAACAUCCUCAGGGGCAAAGUGAAGUAUCCAGCAUACAUCAAUCCGGACGCUCAAGACCUCCUGGAGCGAUUGAUCACUGCCGACUUGACCAAGAGAUUGGGCAAUUUGUAUGGAGGGUCGCAAGAUGUGAAGACGCACCCUUGGUUUGCUGAAGUGACCUGGGACAGACUGGCGCGCAAGGACAUAGAUGCACCUUACACGCCUCCUGUCAAGGCUGGUGCAGGCGAUGCAAGCCAGUUCGACAGGUACCCCGAGGAUCCAGAACGAUACGGCCAAGGAGGUCAUGAUGAAUAUGGCCAAUUGUUUGGCGACUUCUAA